GAUUGUAGGCGGGACUACAUCUGAUGCAAACAGCAGGAAGUACGGGAAGUACACACUCAACAGCAAUUACUUUUUUUGGAAACUUUUACUAGCGCAAACCUACUAUGAAACCCGUAACGUGUUAAUUCGUCUAAAGAGCCGGUUUAUAUAUCAGUGAGGAUGUUUAUUUCAUUGCGGUAGGCAUUGAGAUACUUUUAACGGGUCAGACUGGAUCAUCUGCUUUGUUUGUUUACUGGUGAAACAGCUGACAAGCUAACGUUAGCAUCCUAGCUGGGCAAAAUAAUCGAGUUAAAUGAGCUAAACUAUCCAGCAGCACUGUCCUCAUGAAUGUAACUUAACAUUAGUGAAAGAGCCAACGUACCUGUGCACUAGUGGAGGGUUGUCUUGGGUGAAAGUGUGCAAAGCUAACGUUAAAUGUGUCGAGCGUUAGUUAAAUAGUUUGGUCACUGAACCUGCGGCCAGCUUUAAAGGCCCACAUCUUCAUGUCAGUAUGCCGUGUUCCUGUGGGAACUGGAGAAGAUGGAUUCGGCCGCUGGUCAUUGUGCUGUAUAUUUUGUUGCUAUUAGUCGUCCUGCCUCUGUGCAUCUGGGAACUGCAGAAGUCAAAGGUUGGCAUUCAUAAUAGAGCAUGGUUCAUCGCUGGGAUAUUUGUCUUCAUGACCAUACCCAUAUCUUUAUGGGGCAUCCUCCAGCAUCUGGUUCACUACACUCAGCCAGAGCUUCAGAAACCUAUCAUCAGGAUAUUAUGGAUGGUCCCAAUCUACAGCUUGGACAGUUGGAUUGCACUAAAAUAUCCCAGUAUAGCAAUUUAUGUGGACACAUGCAGAGAGUGCUAUGAGGCCUAUGUCAUCUACAACUUCAUGACCUUCUUGCUGAACUACCUGGAGAAUCAGUACCCCAGCCUGGUGUCGAUGCUGGAGGCCCAGGAGCAGCAGAAACACCUGCCCCCUCUUUGCUGCUGCCCGCCCUGGCCAAUGGGAGAGGUUUUACUGUUGAGAUGCAAAUUGGGAGUGUUGCAGUACACCGUUGUAAGACCCGUCACAACAGUGAUUGCCUUGAUCUGUCAGCUGUGUGGAGUGUAUGAUGAAGGCAAUUUUAGUUCAACAAAUGCAUGGACGUACCUGGUCAUCUUCAACAAUAUGUCACAGCUGUUUGCCAUGUACUGCCUGGUGCUGUUCUACAGGGCUUUGAGAGAGGAACUGAGUCCAAUCAAGCCAGUGGGAAAAUUCCUGUGCGUCAAAAUGGUGGUGUUCGUCUCUUUCUGGCAAGCUGCGUUCAUUGCUUUGCUGGUGAAAGUGGGCAUUAUCUCCGAGAAACGUACAUGGGACUGGCAAAGUGUGGAGGCUGUAGCUACUGGCUUACAGGAUUUCAUCAUCUGUGUGGAGAUGUUUCUGGCGGCCAUUGCCCAUCACUUCAGCUUCACCUACAAGCCUUACAUCCGGGAGGCUGAGGAGGGUUCUUGCUUUGACUCUUUCAUGGCAAUGUGGGACAUCUCUGAUGUCAGAGCAGACAUUUCUGAACAAGUCCGCAAUGUUGGGAGAACAGUUAUGGGUCGUCCAAGGAAGUUCUACUUCAGGGAGGCGCAGAGUGAUGGCGAGCGAUCUGGUCUGCUCUCUUCGGGCUCCCAAGAUGCCAUCACUGAGGCGGCAUCCAACCCCGUGUCACCCAACGGCCAAUACCAGGGCCUUGGCAGAACCCUCACACCACACUCUUUGUCAGCCCCCGCUGGGCUCAGCUCGGCCCCGUGGGAUGAAGGACAUGAGGCUAGACCUGAAGAAACCCAGGAAGAAGAAAGGACCAACCAAACCAAAGAACCAACAGAAGCAGAUCUCAUCGUGAUCACCUAGCCUAUCGUUAGGCCGACGUCACCAACAGACUACCAGACUACCAGACAUGGUUGGGCAGGACCCAAUUACAGCCUUUCCAUUUUCCUUUAGACAUUACCAGACUAAUGCAAGAAUAAAUAUACUGUUGUUUAAAAAAGGCACAUCAACCAAGUUACAGUAUAUGUUUGCCAACAAAUGCAAAACCCGAUGGACCUCUGUCAGUGACAGCUCCAAGAAUGUUCAGUGAAGUUGUGGCACUAUAUGACUUGUAGAUAACGUACAUUUUAUGCAGUUUUCUGAUGCAUUAGGGAGUUAUAUGGCACAGUAGGCAGCGCAGAAUGGUUUUAAAAUCAUAAUUGAGAAAGACUUCUGGUCAGUUUUAACGUGCGUCCCAAAAAGCACAGUCAUGUUUCUUGAGAGGAGAUGCCACAUAAUGCCUCCUGAAGUCAGAGCGAAGCUUGCAUGUGUAUACUUUCCAAAUAGGAACUUAUUACACUUUAUUUGUGUUGUCUGUCAUAUCAUGAUCUCAGAUGUGACAGUUGGAUAAAAAAGAGAAAUAUGCAGCUUUUAAAAAGACAAAUCUAUGAUACUAAAGCACACUAAAUGUCCAGAAUCAUAUAUUUUCUUUUGUCCUAGCCUGUAGAUGUGUGAAAAGAGCCGAAGCAAAAAAAAUAGUUUGAUGCAAAGUGAAGACUAAACUGUGGAGACAAUAACCUGAGUGCUGAAAGAUGUGUCCAAACAGUGUCAUCACUACAGAAUCAAUAUUAAUACAAUGGACUGUACAAGUAUUAAAAACAACGUACACAACUUAGUCAGUUAGAAUCAGCACAUUCUAGUGAAUUCCUAUCAAUGCUUUACUACAUACAGCUCACUCUAUAGUGUUUAAUAGAAAUGUAUUCACUAGUCUUCUCAGAUGCCUUGUUCUGUGUGCCGUGGAACUAGUCUAUCCACUACAUCUAUUUAGCAUUUAUAAUCCAGGAUGUAUUAUUUGUUGAGAUGUUUCCCAUUGCUUUUAGCUGGAAUAACUUUGCAGCUACUGCACACAAGCCAUUUACUUUUCCGAGCUCUUUUGUCAUUGUGACUUAUAUGGAUUUGUGCAGGGAUAGACACGUUUAUUGUACAGCGUAGGAUAUCAGUUUGUGUUAGAAAAAAAAAAACAAACGUAUCAAAUCUACAGUAUAAUCUGCAUCUCGUCCAGCUAGAGAAUGUUGCAUUGCCUUAAAUGAUUUUAUUUUUUUAUUCAAAUAAAACUGACAGGAUUACAUCAGAUGUUUGAUGUAAAUGGUUCCACAUUUUAAUUUAAUUCCAUCUCUGGCAGUCUCUUCAAUAAAUCAGAUGAACUA
Messenger RNA from Sander lucioperca (pikeperch), 3168 nucleotides. It is a transcript of the gene tmem184c, whose product is annotated as transmembrane protein 184C. Gene Ontology annotation, biological process: transport. Lineage: Eukaryota; Metazoa; Chordata; Actinopteri; Perciformes; Percidae. The transcript has 10 exons. The record is from RefSeq and is a predicted model, not a curated record. Bases 491 to 1846 code for a protein of 451 amino acids. Gene Ontology annotation, molecular function: transporter activity.